Messenger RNA from Cryptomeria japonica (Japanese cedar), 3262 nucleotides. Its product is annotated as ABC transporter F family member 5. Lineage: Eukaryota; Viridiplantae; Streptophyta; Pinopsida; Cupressales; Cupressaceae. The record is from RefSeq and is a predicted model, not a curated record. The transcript has 9 exons. Bases 389 to 2539 code for a protein of 716 amino acids. Gene Ontology annotation, molecular function: ATP hydrolysis activity; ATP binding.
CUUUAUUGCCCACAUCUUAUCCUCAUGAUUUUAUAUGGCUCCAAUUUGUGAUUUAAAAUUUUUUUAUAGCACUUUUUCUUACCGUUAACUCUUCUAAAACCUGAUAGAAUUCCCGAAUCCCCUAUCUGCUAAUUUCGACUAUGGAUACAAUUGCCUGUAAAACUGCUGAAGAGCUUGUGGGGAGACGGAAGGAUUUUUUGCAGGCGAAUUUGAUAAGUACACAUGAAGUAUAUUUUCAUUAAUUAACAGUCAUCUAAACACUGCAAUACAAACCAGGUAGUAUUGUUCACGCAGUUAGAAAUUUUUUUAGAGUAAGGUAGUCAGACGAAGAUUUUAAACUGAUAAAAGGGGAGUUUCUUCCUCCCCUGAUAAUUUGCAGACCUACAAUAUGAACAUGGUAAGGCAGCUAAGGUGCAAUGAUUUCAAACCCACAUUCCUCACUCCUUCAAUUCCCCAUGAAAACAAAAAACCCAUUUUAAAAUCCCUACUUCCAUUCUCCCCAGUUAGAACUGUUGGUUGCAGUGUUUCAGAAGGCCCAUUUCUCGCAACCCAAUUAGGAGCAUCCUUUGUUCCAAUCCAAGCGACAACAGAAAAAAACAGGCAAAACAAGAUCAAAACAUCAUCAUCAGCAACUAAGACUACCAGCACUGAAGUCAAAGACAUAGAAUCCCUUUUCUAUAAUAGCUCAAACGAAACAAGUUCAAAGAGGGGCGGCAAAAAUCAAUCAGGGGCAUCCAGUAUUUCUAGUGGUGUUAGGCUAGAACACAUCAGCAAGACCUUUAAGGGUGCCACUGUGUUGAAGGAUGUGUCCUGGGAAGUCAAAAGGGGCCAGAGAGUAGGCCUUGUGGGUGUCAAUGGGGCAGGGAAGACUACCCAGUUGAAAAUUAUUGCGGGUGAAGAGGAGCCCGACUCUGGAGAAAUUAUCAAGGCCAAGCACAAUAUGAAAAUCGCCUUUCUAACCCAAGAAUUUGAGGUGGUACCUACCAGGACUGUGAAGGAAGAGUUCAUGAAUGCAUUCAAGGAGGAGAUGGAGAUUUCGCAAAAGAUGGAGAGGGUGCAGACAGCUCUGGAGUCUGCUGUGGAUGACAUGGAUCUGAUGGGCAGGCUUCUGGACGAAUUGGAUUCACUGCAGAAGAAAGCAGAUGCAAUUCAGCUUUAUGAUGUUGAUGUCAAAAUCAAUAAGAUGAUGCCUGAACUUGGGUUUACCCAAGAGGACACUGAUAGGUUGGUGGCAUCUUUUAGUGGGGGGUGGCAGAUGAGGAUGUCCCUUGGGAAGAUUCUUCUUCAGGAACCUGAUUUAUUACUUCUGGAUGAACCUACAAAUCACCUCGACCUUGACACUAUAGAGUGGCUGGAAGGUUAUCUCAAGAAGCAAGAUGUGCCUAUGGUGAUUGUUUCUCAUGACAGAGCUUUUCUUGACCAACUUUGCACAAAAAUAGUAGAGACAGAUAUGGGUGUAUCAAGAUCAUAUGAAGGAAAUUACUCUGAGUACAUGAUUGCUAAAGCCACUUGGAUAGAGGCACAGCGUAUGGCAUGGGAGAAACAACAGAAGGAGAUUGACCAUACAAAGGAUAUGAUCAGUCGAUUGAGUGCUGGGGCUAAUUCAGGUCGUGCUUCCUCUGCAGAGAAGAAAUUGGAGAAGCUUCAGGAUGAACAGCAGAUUGAGAAGCCAUUUGAUCGCAAGUCAAUGAAGUUCAGGUUCCCAGAACGAGAACGAAGUGGAAAAACUGUGGUCAUGAUAAAAAAUUUGGGAUUUGAGUAUGAUGAUAAAGUCCUAUUUAAGAAAGCAAACCUAUUCAUUGAAAGAGGUGAAAAAAUUGCCAUCAUUGGUCCAAAUGGAUGUGGGAAGAGUACAUUAUUGAGGGUCAUCAUGGGUUACGAAGAGCCUACUCAUGGGCAAGUUGGUCUUGGGGAGCAUAAUGUUUUCCCAAAUUAUUUCGAGCAAAAUCAGGCAGAAGCUUUAGAUUUAGAGAAGACUGUUCUGGAGACAGUUGAAAUGGCUGCAGAAGAUUGGAAAAUUAAUGAUAUAAAAGGCUUAUUGGGUCGCUGCAAUUUCAAGGCAGACAUGUUAAAUAGAAAGGUUGCUUUUUUGAGUGGCGGUGAAAAGGCACGGUUGGCAUUUUGUAAAUUCAUGGUUACACCUUCAACACUUCUAGUACUGGAUGAGCCAACUAAUCAUCUUGACAUACCAACAAAGGAGAUGCUUGAGGAAGCGAUAAGAGAGUAUCGUGGAACAGUAAUUGCUGUGUCUCAUGAUCGAUACUUUCUAAAACAAAUAGUCAAUAGAGUUGUGGAGGUGAAGGAUGGAAUGCUCAAUGAUUAUGUUGGUGAUUAUAAUUAUUACUUGGAACAAAACCUUGAAGCAAGAGAGAGAGAGCUGGAGCGAGAAGAAGAACUUGAGAUGAAUGCUCCAAAAGUAAAAGCCAAAUCUAAGAUGUCCAAGGCAGAGAAAGCAGUGAUAAAGAAGCAAAAGCAAAUUGCUUUUCAGCAAAACAAAGCAAAAUCUAGCAAAUCGAAGAAUGCCAAGCGCUGGAAUUGAUCUGCUCAAAUUUAUUCUUUCAUCUUGAUAUAUCAAUUUAUACUAGAAGGAAGCAUAAUAUGCUCCUGAGUAGGGUCUUGUACAAGAAAGCUUGUUUUGUGGUUGUAAAGAAAUGUCUUAAAAAACAAAUGCAAAAUCCAUCAUGUUAUUGCACUGAUAUAUGUAAUGUCCAUAUCAGCUGUACAAAGUCCUUGGACAAUAAAAGGUUAGUGGACGAAAUAUAUAAGAAACUAUACACAUCUCAUGAAUUCUUGGUUAUAUUCUGACCAGCCUUUAUCGAAUCUGUCUGAAAGUGUUGGGCCAUGCAAUCACAAACAAUUAUCUGUAAAUGAAUCAAGAAUAUUUGUUUGGCACUAUUUAAGCAGAAUUAUGUCGGCCUCUAUAGGAUGACUAUAAAGGUUCUUACGAGAAUAUCAUUUGAAUGUAUUUGAGUAAUUGUUUUUGAUUAAAAAAGUAGCGUUAACUAGGGCACUGACCCUUUACAUAGUUAGAGACUAUCAAAAACACUUUUACAGCUACAAAAACCUUACAAUUCAACAACCCAGACCCAACUCAAGGAGGGGUAGGGACACCCGAGCCAGGAGGGGUAUUGGGGGGCGAAGAAAAUUUCCCCUAUCGCCUGUGACAAACAACAGUCCAGGCAAUACUGUCAUUGGGACCGUCAAGAGAAGAUUUGAAUGUAUUUGAGUAAUUGUUGCUUGUGAAUCUUUUGUUUGGUUUCAA